Molecule: messenger RNA, 2162 nt
Organism: Coregonus clupeaformis (lake whitefish)
Lineage: Eukaryota; Metazoa; Chordata; Actinopteri; Salmoniformes; Salmonidae
Product: bile acid receptor
Exons: 10
Coding region: 251-1699 (482 amino acids)
Biological process (GO): cell differentiation; negative regulation of transcription by RNA polymerase II; bile acid signaling pathway
Molecular function (GO): zinc ion binding; bile acid binding; nuclear receptor activity
Source: RefSeq, a predicted model, not a curated record
UGUCCCCUUUCUCCGUGACCCCAGCCAGUCACACAUACUCUCCCUGCAACCCCAGACAGCCAGGAGCAGCUAGAUGCUCAUUAGCAAAUAUUGAUGGUGCUGUACAAUGUGGAGAUCAGAGAGAGAGGGUGAAGGCUGGGACUAGACUGGACUUACACUGGGGAAAUCAACAGGAAGGAAUAAGGAUUGGACUGGAAAUAAUUUACAUCCAUCAUCUUUAUUCUGAGCUGAGGUCCAUCCAGAUUUGUGAAUGAAUGAGUGGGUGGGCCCCGACGUCAAUGUGGUGGGACCACUACAGAUCCCACACAGCGAUGGAUUCCAAUUGUCCGAGAGCUCACACUUCUUUGAUAUUCUGGCAGAGCAAGGGAGCCCUCUGCUCCAGGAUCAAGAGGUCUUAGCCUUCACCAGCUAUCCCAGCAUGCAAUACCCCUCGGUGGAGCCCACCAUGUCCUCCCUUCCAUACUACUCCAGUCAGAAUUACUACCCCCAGUACAGCGGCGAGGAGUGGUACUCACCCAUAGAGAUGUAUGAACUGAGGAAAGGACCCCUGGAGGGUAGCUAUGAUGCUGAAAUGGAAGAGGCAUCCGCCAUAGUGCCUCCGGUGUGCAAGAGGACCAGGCACACUUCCCACACAGGCAGGGUCAAAGGGGAGGAGCUGUGUGUGGUGUGUGGGGACAAGGCAUCCGGGUACCACUAUAACGCUCUCACCUGUGAAGGGUGUAAAGGCUUCUUCAGACGGAGCAUCACGAAGAACGCCGUGUACAAGUGCAAGAGUGAAGGGACCUGUGAGAUGGACAUGUACAUGCGCAGGAAGUGCCAGGAGUGUCGUCUCCGGAAGUGCAAGGAGAUGGGCAUGCUGUCAGAGUGUCUGCUGACAGAGAUCCAGUGUAAGUCUAAAAGGCUGAGGAAAAACACCAAGGCCUCACCAGGAGAGUCCACUGGGGACGAGACAGAGGGGGGAGACAGCAAGCAGGUCACCUCCACCACCAAACUGUCAAAGGAGAAAGUUGAGCUCAGUCAAGAGCAGCAGGCUCUUUUGAGCUUCAUCGUAGAAGCUUACCAGAAACAUCGAAUCCCUCAAGACAUGGCCAAAAAACUGCUACAGGAGCAGUUCAAUGCAGACGAGAACUUCCUCCUUUUGACAGAGAUGGCCACCAGUCAUGUUCAAGUGCUGGUGGAGUUUACCAAGAACAUUCCAGGUUUCUCAGCCCUGGACCAUGAGGAUCAGAUAGCUUUGUUAAAGGGCUCGGCAGUGGAGGCCAUGUUCCUGCGCUCAGCACAGGUGUUUACCAGGAAGCUACCCCAUGGACACACAGAGGUGCUGGAGGACAGGAUACGCAAGAGUGGAAUAUCAGAGGAGUUCAUUACACCCAUGUUCAACUUCUACAAAAGCAUCGGGGAACUCCAGAUGAUGCAGGAAGAACACGCCCUUCUCACCGCCAUUACCAUCCUGUCACCAGACAGGCCGUACCUGAAGGACCAGCAGGCAGUGGAGAGGCUGCAGGAGCCCAUGUUAGAGGUGCUCAGGAGGUUCUGUGCAAUGCAGCACCCGCUGGAGCCCCAGCACUUUGCCCAUCUCCUGGGCCGGCUGACCGAACUGCGGACCCUCAAUCACCACCAUGCCGAGAUGCUUACCUCUUGGCGCAUGAGCGACCACAAGUUCACCCCCCUCCUCUGUGAGAUCUGGGACGUACAGUGAAUGGUACAUAGAGGCUGCAUGGAUGGAUGGAUGGAUGGAUGGAUGGAUGGAUGGAUGGAUGGAUGGAUGGAUGGGGGAGAGGAGAGGAAUAACAAACAUUUCAAGCUGAGUGACUUCUCAGACCAUUUCAGAAACUGCAACCAUUUCGAAAGCUGAACAUCGGACCAUAUCAGAAGUUCUGACUGCGAUGCAAUAAGACAUAACACCACUUUGAGAUGUUGUGAAUUCAUAUUGUGUAGGCUUUGCUCAGGGGUUCUGUGAGCCUUUGUGAUGGGCUACUUGAAUGUGACCGCCCGUUGCAGACCAAAGAAACUUGGAGACGUUAUUUUAAAGAAAAGAUCUCCCAACGGGAUAAUGGACUUAUAUUGUCAAGUUUGCCAGAUUUUGGAGAAAGUAAUCUGAUAACAACCCUAGUAUUGACAAUUAGUGUUUUAAUCACUCAUUAAACAUAUUUUGACUAAUA